Molecule: messenger RNA, 6146 nt
Organism: Pecten maximus
Lineage: Eukaryota; Metazoa; Mollusca; Bivalvia; Pectinida; Pectinidae
Product: polycystic kidney disease protein 1-like 2
Exons: 13
Coding region: 5-4216 (1403 amino acids)
Biological process (GO): detection of mechanical stimulus
Cellular component (GO): membrane
Molecular function (GO): calcium channel activity; calcium ion binding; protein binding
Source: RefSeq, a predicted model, not a curated record
UAACAUGAUGGAAACUUUGAAAAAGGCACUCGAUAUAAUUGGUAAUACCAUGCUAUAUGGCGAACCGGAAAAUGUUAUCGAGAGAAGUAAUGUAGUAAUGACAUUGGAGAAAACUACUUUACAAAGUCUGGUCAACCAAACAAAUAAUAAGACAGCUUUUCGUAUGGAUUUCAGCAAUGUCACCAACAACGUGAAUUCAUCAGAGGAAUUACAUAUUAAGACGGCUGUUUUCAACAAGAUACCCCAGUAUCACGGUGAAGGAGCAAACAAACUCACAUCAAAAGGAAUUAUGGUUGAUAUCAAAUAUCAGAACAACUCUCGGGCAAAUAUAAGCUUGGAUAUGCAGAUAUCUAAUGAAGGUGUUGCUUUUUCCCAGAAAUAUCAGCCGCUUUACUACAAGGAUGACCCAGACCAAAUGCUGUAUUUCUUUUUUAAUGUACAUAGUGAAAAUGAUGCAGUGAUAUUUUAUAUUCUACCUGAAAAUUUUAAUCCAUUCGACUAUUCCUCCUAUGGAUUGUAUGACGUAUUUGUUCGGUUUAAUAAUUUGCCAUCAACUUCAAUGUUUGACUGGACCUAUAGCAUGACAAUUAGAGAUUGGAUUAAUGAUAAAUACGGCUUCAAAGUAUUCGUUCCGGAAAACAUGCUCAGCGCUGGGAAGGUCUACUUAGCAUUGAAGCCUAUUGAUGCCCCACCACCUCCCGAAGUAAGUAACAGGCUCCGUAAAAGGCGAGCAGCUGAUGUAAAUUCAACGUCGACUAAUCACACCUCAAUAGAUAAUGCGACACACGCGUUCGAACCUGCUGACGUCAAUUUCACCAUGGUGAUCGUAACAACUGGCUGCCGCACUUGGGACGAAGAUAAACAAUUGUGGACUUCCUCAGGCUGUUUAGUACUUCCUUUUUCUACCCUGAACGAGACUUUCUGUCGCUGUCCGGGAGCCACCGGGAAUAUGUUUGCAACCACAUUCGCCAACAGCAUAAACUUUCGGACGGUUUGGUCGAAAUUCGAUGCCAGUAACGCUGCAGUGUAUGGUACGCUGACAGGACUGCUCAUUGUGUAUAUAUUUGCUUGCAUAUGGGCAAGAAAGAAGGACAGACGAGACAAUGAAACGUGGAAAACCAUGUUCCUUUGCGACAGUGACAGUAGUGACAAACACUUUUAUCUGCUGACCAUCCACACGGCUAUGAAGCGAGGUGCAGGAACCAGCUCCAAUGUUAAUUUUGUCGUUGGGAGUGAUGACAAGGAUUCAGGUGUCAGAAUCCUGAGCAACGGAGAUAAAAUCGGUUUCCCUACUGGUAGUGUACGGACGUUUGUACUGGGAACAUUUGAAUCUCUUGGUAACUUACAAUAUCUUAGGAUCUGGCAUGACAACUCUGGAAAAGGGAACAGCGCCUCAUGGAACCUCCAUAAAGUUACAAUUGACGAUCUUCACAUCAAUAAACGAUAUGUUUUCCUUUGUGAUAACUGGUUAUCUGCUGACCAUGAAGACGGACAGACUGUAAGAACAAUUCCUGUUUGUAAUGAUCAAAAACUGAGUGAAUUUAACGUGCUGUUUCCUGAAUACGUAAGACAUGGUAUGACUGAGGACCAUCUGUGGUUAUCCGCAUUUAUGCGUCAAGAAAGAAGCAGUUUUAGUCGCCUCCAGAGAGUAUCAUGCAUUCUGAUGCUGUUACUUUUAACCAUGAUAACAAAUGCCAUGUUCUUCAAGUCGGAGUCAGAGGAGGCUAGUCAAGUGGCGCACGUAUCUGUGGGUAUGAUGAAGUUUUCAUUGUCUACGGUAUACAUAUCUAUAUUUGGAAUUCUCAUCACAACUGGUCCAGUUAUACUUGUGACAUUACUGUUCACAUAUUCAAAACAGAAGCGACAGCAACGUCGAAAGACCAAGAAUAAAUAUCUGGCGGAGAAGCAGCAGAGAGAUGUCGAUGACCAGAUACUUUACUCCAAGGAUCAAAUGCCUCUUCCGUCGUUCGUUAAAAUCCUAGCCUGGGUCAUUAUCGCUUUAGCUGUGAUAACGUCUGCGUUCUUCUUGCUGCUCUUCAGCAUGGACUGGGGUCCGAGUAAAUCGCAGGAGUGGUUGACGUCCUUUUUAUUUUCUUCCGCGACUUCUUUUGUCUUUGUCGAUCCCAUGAAGGUCUUACUUUUGGCGAUGGUGCCAAUAGUUAUAUGCCGGAAACCAUUUCAUACCAAAGCUCCAACAAUGGAUUUACAGAAAGUUCGCGAAGUGGCAAUGACAAUGAAUGGUAGUACUAUUCGUGACCUUAUAUAUUUCCGUUCGUCCAUUUUAUCAGACAACACUCCCAUUGAUAACGAUGUGAUUAGGAGAGUGCGUCUGCAGCAUGAAAAUGAAAGGAAAGCUCUUCAGGCAUUUCUGGAGAUUAUAUUUUAUAUAAUCUUCUCCUAUGUUGUGUUCAGUAUUACCUACAUAGACAGGGAUAUGCGUUCAUAUCAGUUAAAAAAACACCUUCUCAAUAUGAUGGACCCUCCUAAAAUUGGAUUUCGACAGAUACGUGAUGCCCAGGGAUUUGUGAAGUGGUUAAAUGAUACCUUCUACCUACACUAUUUUCCUGUUUCUUACUAUAACGAUGAACCUAUGGGGACACUGGAUCGUUUUAACAUCGACGAUCUCGUUAAUACCAAAAUAGGACCCCCUCGUCUACGUCUCGUCCGAAUGACCAGAGGUAAGUGCCGGAAAUUGGUGAAAAAACGAGACUGUGUUCCUGGCUACAACAUGUAUGAAGAAGACGAGCAAUCCUAUUGUGUUGGUUGGAACGACAACACGUCCACAAAUUGUGACAGUGCCUACUUGUAUUCUGCGGAUGCGUGGCGCUACCAACGGUCCGAGGACAUCUGGGGCACACCUAUAACAGGCGAUUAUGAAACAUAUGGAGGGGGAGGUUACAUCCUAAAACUUGAGAAUGGUCUGGACAGUUCUAGAUACAUUGGAGAGGAAUUGGUAGCAUACCAAUGGAUCAACCGGGAAACAAGAGCGGUAUUCUUAGAAUUCACUCUUUACAAUGCGAACACAAACUUGUUCGUGUACAUGGUAUUCCUAGCGGAGUUCACGGAAAACGGUGGGUUACUUACAUGGGUAGAUAUCUAUCCGUUCCGACCCUAUCAACAUGCUGGGGCUCUAGGCGUAUAUGCAUUAAUUUGCUAUAUCAUCUACAUAAUUGCAAUGUUGUUUGGUACAAUCAAGUUGAUCUUGAAAUUGCGCAAAGAUGGCUGCCAGUGUCUACGUGUUUCUUGGAACUUGGUUGACGUUUUGUGUGUGCUAAUGAGCUUUAUAGCCGUAUCAGUUUGGAUCUUAAGGUUUGUCUACACAAAACAGGCAAUGAACUUGUACUACAAUGACAAAAAAGCCUUCAUCAAUUUUAACCACGUAGUCAUAUGGGAUAUGAUAUUUAAUAUUAUAUCAUCAAUGCUGGUUUUCAUCUCCAACAUUCGAUUGCUCCGCCUUCUUGGGUAUAACAAGAAAAUGUCAGAACUUGCCAGUGUCAUAACAAACGCCGCUACAGACUUAUUUGGUUUUGGAAUAAUAUUCAGUAUUGCUUUCCUAGCGUGGGCGAUGUUUGGGUUCCUCGUUUUUGGUUCCCAAAUGAAUGACUACAGAAGUGUCUUUACUGCGAUGGGAAGUCUUUGUAACUCACUCAUAGGAAAAAACAAACUUGACAUUAUGGUUCAAGCUUCCCCUACCUUGGCUAAACUGUUUUACUUCUCCUAUGUUCUGUUUGUUAUGAUGAUCCUCAUGACCAUAUUUGCUGUGAUUUUAAACCAGAGUAUAACUGAUGUCAGAAGUGAUACAGCGAGAAAUCCAGAUACUUUCGGGAUCGUUGACCUGUUGACCAACUCUGUGUAUGCCAUACUCGGGAUAUCGAGAAAGAAGCGCCAAUGUCAAACGUCCCAAACAAACACAUUUAAUAGCUGGCUUCCCGGCAGUGUUAAUCCUCAGCUUGAUACUACCAACAUUGUAAGGACUAUGAGGGAUAUCUUCGGAGAUGGUUGGUUGAGCAAGGCGACAGUCGACAUAAACCCAUCAGAAGAGCAGACGGAUCAGCAAAUGGAUAUCAAUGUGUCGUCAUCGCUUGAGGCGCGACCACAAGACAACGCAAUGUUCCGCGAGUUCAUGCCAGAGCUGUUCAGCAUACCUAUCACAAUAACAGAGGAAUUCACAAACAAAGAAAGCAGAGAUAAACGAACGUAUUUAUCAUACACGUAAUGGUUUGAUGCUAACGUUACCAUUAAUGAACAUUAUUUCUACAUAUAAUUCACCUUAAGGAAACGUUACCAUGAGUUACAUUCAAAUAGCUUUGUUUUGCUCUGCAUUUACAUUCUUUAAUUGUUAAAAUAUAGUAUAGAUAGUGUCUCAAGACGUGAAUAACACGUGUAUUCAUUUUUUCAUACAGUGUACUUUUAAACAUCUUUAAUUCUGCAAAAGUACAUCUAUCUAUUUCAUGUUGCUGCCUCCAGAAUUAAGUAAUAUAUCUUUCAUGAUUUUUGUAUCCUUUUCACAAUUUCAUAAUUUAUAAUUAGAAAUGUAUCAAUCUAUUUCUAAGCUACUUAAAGUGUUGCUGAUUCAUUAGAUUUAAAAUUAAUCCAGUCAAAAUAUACUUAGUACUUAAUACUAAGUAUGAAUGUGACUAGACUUUGGUAUAUCACAACCAGUAUUGGAGAGGAACACUGCUUAUGAUAUAUCAAAGGCUGUUCACAAAAAUAUAUUGCUGCUUAGAUAAGUUCCUAUUGAUGUUCAUUAAUUAAAUGUUGAAAAAAGUGAAAAUUAUAUCUUAGCAUAAGCACAUUUUAAAUUUUAUAACCAACGGCUGGAAAACUAUCUUUAUUCAUUACUGGAAUCUUACCUGCCAAAGUACUGUAUUAUCUACUGGAAUGUUACUUACUAAAAACACUGCAUUAUCUCCUUGAAUGUUACUUACCAAAGUACUGUAUUAUCUACUGGAAUGUUACUUACUAAAAAUACUGCAUUAUCUCCUUGAAUGUUACUUACCAAAGAACUGUAUUAUCUACUGGAAUAUUACUUACUAAAAACACUGCAUUAUCUCCUUGAAUGUUACUUACCAAAGUACUGUAUUAUCUACUGGAAUGUUACUUACUAAAAAUACUGCAUUAUCUCCUUGAAUGUUACUUACCAAAGAACUACAUUAUCUCCUUGAAUGUUACUUACCAAAGAACUGUAUUAUCUACUGGAAUAUUACUUACUAAAAACACUGCAUUAUCUCCUUGAAUGUUACUUACCAAAGAACUACAUUAUCUCCUUGAAUGCUACUUACCAAAGAACUGUAUUAUCUACUGGAAUGUUACUUACUAAAAAUACUGCAUUAUCUCCUUGAAUGUUACUUACCAAAGAACUACAUUAUCUCCUUGAAUGUUACUUACUAAAAAUACUGCAUUAUCUACUGGAAUAUUACUUACUAAAAACACUGCAUUAUCUCCUUGAAUGUUACUUACCAAAGAACUUAAUUAUAUACUUGAAUGUUACUUACUAAAAAGCUUCAUUAUCUCCUUGAAUGUUACUUACUAAUAAAAACUACAUUAUCUCCUUGAAUGUUACUUACCAAAGUACUGUAUUAUCUACUGGAAUGUUACUUACCAAAGAACUACAUUACCUACUGGAAUGUAACUUACUAAACAAACUACAUUAUCUCCUUGAAUGUCACUUACCAAAGAACUACAUUAUCUUCUGGAAUGGUACUUACUAAAGAGCUACAUUAUCUUGAAAAAAUGUAACUAGAAAUUAUGUUAAGUUAUGGACUCCAAUAUUAGGUUAUUAAUUCAUUAUGUUUUGUGGAAUUAGUUUUCAUAUAUCAUGCUUCUGCUGUGGCAAUAUUGCCUCUCGAUAUUGAAUUAAAUAUUUUGCUGGAAAUCUAUUUUAUUCUUUAAAAUAUACAAUUGUAAUACAGUAUAUUUUUUUUAUUUUUAAGAUAUCAUUUGUUGAUUGUUUCAUCAUCUUGUUCAGAAUCAUCUGUGAAAGCUCUCACUUUUUGUUGAAGAAAGAGGUGCACAUAAUUACGCACUGGUUUGUUGAUAUUGUUUGUGUAACUUUUAAAAAUCUUCCUAGUACUAGACAUUUUAAGCCAUGUUUAUUCAUUGAAUAUAUAUAGUGUGAUUUUAUUAAAUAACAUACAUAAGCAUUU